AUGAAUAUUAGGAAUAUUAAGAGAGAGACCAAGCAGAAAGUUGUUGUCGUUUUGGAGGGAAACAAGGCCUCCAAAGAGAACACAGGCGUGGCACCACUCUGUAAGGCUAUUCAUGAUGUGGUUGGUCCAGAAGAUCAAGUUUUGGUCCUCACCCUACUCUACUGGAAUAGCAACAUUAAUGACGCCGCAGUACCCGCGGCGGCGUUGUCCUCGCCCUUGGUGCCGCCGAUGUCGGUGCCAUCAUCUCAUGAUCAUGAGAGAUUCUUUGGUGGUGGUGAUGAUGAUCAAAUGAUAUUGCAUGAUAUCAAUCCGGAUAUUAAGUUCCUUUACGGCCAAGAGAUCGAUCAAAGAGAGAAAGCUUAUGCUCAAGUAUUCAAGCCUUUCUAUCUUACUUGCCAGACCUAUGGAGUAAAGUUUGAGGUAAAGAUAGCUGCGGGAUUCCGCCCAAAGGAUAUUGUAAUCGAAGAGGCAAAUAAUGCCAAAGCAAAGUGGAUUGUAAUGGAUAGGUGCUUUGCUAAAGAUCCAAGUUUCCAACUAAACGGAACAAAAUUCAACGUAAUCUCGGUGAAUGACGACGGCGAAGCCAUUUUCCACCUUAGAUAUGCUCCUGAAAGCUCAUCAUCAGCCACGAUUAAAAAACUAAAAUCCGAGAACAGAUAUUUAAAAGUAAAAAAGGAACCAAAACCUCAAAUGAAGCCAUUUGAGUGUUUCAAGUUACCACCAACAUUAUCUCAACCUUCUUCUCCUAGUUCAUCAACUACUAGUCCUCCACAAAACGAAAAGCUUAAAAUGGAGGUGCCAGCAAUAGAAGGAAGUACUAGUAGUGCUGCUAUCUUUUCUCCGCGAAGUAAUAAUAACAUUUCGUCGAGAAAAUUCUGCGAUCCUAACUUUGUGCUAAGACUGCCAUUGAAACUGAGCAAGGAAGAGCUUGAAGAGAUAACGCUCAAGUUUAGCACGACCAUUUCCUCGGACGAGAGCCAGCACUUUGUGGUGUUUGAAGGGUUUUUUCCGGUUUAUCAGUUGCGCGUUAUGGUUAAGAUGUUUAGAGGAGAUUCUGGUGGAGUUUUUCUUGAGGCUGAGAAGAAGGCAGCCUUGUCUAUGCGCCAUAAGAAUAUAAUGAGGUUGAUUGGAUACCACCAAAGUGAAGAUACUACUUUUCUGGUGUUCCCAUUUGCUGAAAGAGGCACAUUGGAUUUAUGUAUUCUUAGUGAUCCUGAUUCAGUGGCUCAAGUGAAGUCCGAUGUGCUAUCUUUUGGAGUCCUGCUCUUGAGAUUGUUUUGUGGAAUAUCUGUGCCACAAUAUGAUGAAACUUUGAUUAAGUGGGCUCGUCCGUUGUUACUAGAAAGGGCAUUCCACAUAUUACUAGACAAAGACGAUAAAGACAUAGACAUGCACGAAAUGUUUAGAGUAAUGUGCACAGCGUUUCAGUGUGCCAUGACUAGUCCAGAUAAGCGACCAUGCAUGAGCCAGGUUAUUUCGUAUCUUAAAGGGGAAAGUUUCUGUGUCAUGCAAUCAUCUCCGUAA
Messenger RNA from Morus notabilis, 1524 nucleotides. RefSeq lists its product as uncharacterized. The record is from RefSeq and is a predicted model, not a curated record. Bases 1 to 1524 code for a protein of 507 amino acids. Gene Ontology annotation, cellular component: plasma membrane. Gene Ontology annotation, biological process: protein phosphorylation. Lineage: Eukaryota; Viridiplantae; Streptophyta; Magnoliopsida; Rosales; Moraceae. The transcript has 6 exons.